Messenger RNA from Arabidopsis thaliana (thale cress), 1728 nucleotides. Its product is annotated as Serine protease inhibitor (SERPIN) family protein. Lineage: Eukaryota; Viridiplantae; Streptophyta; Magnoliopsida; Brassicales; Brassicaceae. The record is from RefSeq and is marked reviewed. Gene Ontology annotation, molecular function: serine-type endopeptidase inhibitor activity. The transcript has 3 exons. The coding region runs from base 37 to 1437 and encodes 466 amino acids. Gene Ontology annotation, biological process: DNA repair. Gene Ontology annotation, cellular component: extracellular region.
CAUAUGCUCAAAAGAAAUAAACAGAAAACUUAAAAGAUGGAGCCAAAAGAGAAGAAACAAAAGCUUGACACAUCAGAAGUCGCAAGUCCCUCUCUCUCAAAGACGCAUCUAAAGAAGAAGAAAACGAAGAAGCAAAAAAUCAGAAAAUCACAAGAAAUCACAAGUCCCUCUCUGUCAAAGAAUACAGAUUUGGUAAUCGCAAGUCCUUCUCUAUCAAAUAUUGAUGUGGGAGAAGCAAUGAAGAAGCAAAACGAUGUCGCUAUAUUCCUUACGGGGAUAGUAAUCUCUUCCGUAGCCAAAAACUCUAAUUUUGUCUUCUCUCCUGCAUCAAUCAACGCCGCACUCACCAUGGUUGCUGCUAGUUCCGGUGGUGAACAAGGUGAAGAACUAAGAUCCUUCAUCCUCUCCUUCCUCAAGUCAUCCUCAACUGAUGAACUUAACGCAAUUUUCCGCGAAAUCGCUUCCGUCGUUCUUGUUGACGGAAGCAAAAAAGGCGGCCCCAAAAUCGCGGUGGUUAAUGGAAUGUGGAUGGAUCAGUCGCUAUCUGUCAAUCCCUUGUCGAAAGAUCUCUUUAAGAAUUUCUUCAGUGCUGCUUUCGCUCAAGUUGAUUUCAGAUCCAAGUGUAACGUGCUAAACAAGUUAGGUUUAGCCGUCUCUCUUUUAGAGAGCAUAUUCCAUAUUAGUACACUUUUCGAUUUUAAAUUUGCUUUAAUUAGGAGUGCCGAAGAAGUGCGUACGGAGGUGAAUGCGUGGGCAUCAAGUCACACAAAUGGUCUCAUCAAAGAUCUUCUUCCUCGUGGAUCAGUUACAAGCCUAACCGACAGGGUUUAUGGAAGCGCAUUGUACUUCAAAGGAACCUGGGAGGAAAAAUACUCAAAGUCAAUGACGAAAUGCAAACCUUUUUACCUUCUCAAUGGAACAUCAGUGUCUGUGCCAUUCAUGAGUAGCUUUGAGAAACAAUACAUUGCGGCUUAUGAUGGUUUUAAGGUACUCAGACUUCCUUAUCGACAAGGCCGUGACAAUACCAACCGCAACUUUGCAAUGUAUAUCUAUCUCCCGGACAAGAAAGGUGAAUUGGAUGAUCUUUUGGAAAGAAUGACAUCUACUCCUGGAUUCUUGGAUAGUCACAAUCCAGAAAGAAGAGUUAAAGUUGGUAAAUUCAGAAUUCCAAAGUUUAAGAUCGAAUUCGGGUUUGAAGCUUCAAGUGCUUUCAGUGACUUUGAGCUUGAUGUGUCAUUUUACCAAAAAACUUUGAUUGAAAUCGAUGAAAAAGGUACCGAAGCUGUUACUUUUACUGCAUUUCGUUCUGCAUACCUUGGUUGCGCUUUGGUGAAGCCUAUUGAUUUUGUAGCAGAUCAUCCAUUUCUUUUCUUGAUUAGAGAAGAACAAACCGGAACUGUUUUGUUCGCUGGUCAAAUCUUCGAUCCUUCUGCUUAGGAUCGGCCUUAACCGGAUCAGAGUAUGGUAUUUAAAUUUUGAUUCUUUGUAGUUUUAGAUUGUUUUGAUUUGCUGAAUUAUAUUUGAUAAACAAGGAGAAAAACGUUAUAAACAAAAGUAGAACUCAAAAGUAGACCAAAAAAGAUACAUAGAGGUAACAAAAAGAGUCUAUAAAAACCCCUACAAUACAAAUAUACAAAGUCAUGUAGAAGAGUAAUAACUCUUGUUUAUUCUCUGACGUCCACAAUAUUAUAACCAAGAUGAAAUCACUCCUUCAUCUCAAUUCUCUUU